Molecule: messenger RNA, 570 nt
Organism: Acanthocheilonema viteae
Lineage: Eukaryota; Metazoa; Nematoda; Chromadorea; Rhabditida; Onchocercidae
Source: the annotation of a GenBank genome assembly
AUGAAUACUGCUCGUAAAGGUAACAAAGAAAGGUGUCGUUCAUUAAGACGACCAAAUGUGCCAUCAAAAUUAACAGUACAUCAACAACAAGCUUUAUUAACAUCUUGGAAAUCAUUACGACCAAUCAUUCAAACGGUUAUGCGAAAAAUAUUGAAUAAAUUGGAAGAGGAGGUGCCUAAAGUUAAAGAGAUUUUUUAUCAAACAGCAGUAUUGGAUGCUUUUAAUCGUGAAAGUACAUCGGAAAAUGCAAAUUCGGGUACUUUAGAUGAACAUGUAAAAUUGAUGAUGGGAUUUUUCAAUGAUUUAGUAUGUAAUGUGGAAGAUGAAGAGAAGAUAUCAAAUAAAAUUAGAAAAAUUGGUCAAUCACAUGCUGUUCUCAUUCAAUGUUCAUUCAGUGCCAAUAUUUGGGAAAAACUUGGUGAAAUUACUAUGCAAUGUUUUAGUAGACAGGAUGUUGUACAGAAGACAAGAGAAGCUGGAAAAGCUUGGCGUAUAUUAAUCGCUUGGGUUACCGAUGAAUUACGAUGUGGCUUUGAUGGUCGAACACGGUUUAAUAGCAGGUUAGCUUAG